Penicillium robsamsonii is the source of this 189-nucleotide messenger RNA. RefSeq lists its product as uncharacterized. Bases 1 to 189 code for a protein of 62 amino acids. Lineage: Eukaryota; Fungi; Ascomycota; Eurotiomycetes; Eurotiales; Aspergillaceae. The transcript is spliced from 2 exons. The record is from RefSeq and is a predicted model, not a curated record.
AUGUCAAGUGGCACAAAGAACCCCUUGAGUCACCGCUCCCUGCUAGAGAACGUGCUGAAUUCAAAUCUUGCAUGCCAAUCAUUUUACCGUGUCCAAUCAAAGCGCGACGUCGAUCAACAGGGCGUCUCGCCAGGCACUCGGGCCAGCGCGUGGGCCGACAUGUGUUGCUUCAACGGGCCAAGCGCCUAG